Bolinopsis microptera is the source of this 339-nucleotide messenger RNA. RefSeq names its product very low-density lipoprotein receptor-like. Lineage: Eukaryota; Metazoa; Ctenophora; Tentaculata; Lobata; Bolinopsidae. Gene Ontology annotation, molecular function: protein binding. The transcript is spliced from 4 exons. The record is from RefSeq and is a predicted model, not a curated record. Gene Ontology annotation, cellular component: plasma membrane. Bases 1 to 339 code for a protein of 112 amino acids.
AUGAAAGGACGUGUUGGUCGACACCAAAACUACACCUGUAAAGGCGAACAAGUAAAAUGUCCGGGCGGUCUACAGUGUAUCUGGGAGAAUUACAUAUGUGACGGUGAAGAAGACUGUAUAGAUGGUUCAGAUGAGAACGGAACUUUUUGUAAAGGUUUCACCUGUAUCGAAUAUAAUAUGGUAAAAUGUCCGGGUGGUCUACAAUGUAUCCAGGAGAAUUACAUAUGUAACGGUGAAGAAGACUGUAUAGAUGGUUCAGAUGAGAACGGACCUUUCUGUAAAGGUGGUUUUGAGCUCAAAUAUCUUCUUACUGGUUUUAGCUACGCUGAUGGGUGUUGA